This is a messenger RNA of Dendrobium catenatum, 1063 nucleotides long. RefSeq names its product UDP-N-acetylmuramate--L-alanine ligase. Gene Ontology annotation, biological process: biosynthetic process. Gene Ontology annotation, molecular function: UDP-N-acetylmuramate-L-alanine ligase activity; ATP binding. The record is from RefSeq and is a predicted model, not a curated record. NCBI's taxonomy places the organism in Eukaryota, Viridiplantae, Streptophyta, Magnoliopsida, Asparagales, Orchidaceae.
CAUCACAAGGAAUGCCCCCUAGCAGAAGUUAGCCUGAAGCUUCCUGGGGAUCACAACGUUCUCAAUUCUUUAGCCGUUAUCGCAACAAUUGCUAACUUGAUAAAAGAUAGAGAUGUUCAUGAUACUGUCAACUCGAUCAAGUACCACUUGAGCAAAUUUGAAGGAAUUUCCAGAAGAUUUGAGUUCAUUGGUAAGGUGAAUGGAUGCUGCGUCUAUGAUGACUAUGCCCAUCAUCCAACAGAAAUCCGUGCCACACUUCAAGCUGCGAGGCAACUGUUCCCUUUUCAGUCUUUGUGGGUUGUAUUUCAGCCACAUUCCUUCAGUCGAAUUGCUGCGUUCAUGAAAGAUUUUAGUACUUCCUUCCUUGAUGCAGAUUAUGUAAUUAUAACUGAGGUUUAUUCACCUAGAGAGAAACAUACAGGGAACUGUUAUGAGAAGGACCUAGCAACUUUGAUCAGUGAUCCAGCAUCUGAAUAUAUUCCUAAAAUGGUGGACGUGCUUGAGAAAUUAGUGCUUGGCAUAUCAGCACAGAGAAAUCAAGAAACAAUUGUUUUCACCAUUGGAACUGACAAUGAAAUUACAGCCCUGGGGCCGAAACUAUUGAGAAGAUUGCAGGAAAUAUCAUGAAAUAUUCAACAAGAAAAAAUAAAAAAAGGUAUGGAAUUCUGAAAUUGAAGGGGGAAUGUAAACCUUAAAACACGGAUUCUAGCUUCAGUGCUUGCUAAAUCCUCAGCUAUCUUAAGCCAAAACAUUGUCUAACAUUCAAAUAGUGCUUAACAGUUGACAUACAUUAGUUGCUGUGACAUGAGUAUUCUAAGCGGAAAUUGGUGAUGGCAAAGUGGAUCUAAAAUUUCAUUUUUGUCCAAAUGUAAAACAAAAGAUUGCCUGCUUCUAUUAAUAUGAAAUUUUACGAUUUGUCUUUUUAAGUAAUUAGUCUUAAGGGAAAUUUAAAGACAACGUGGAAACUACUGUUUGGAUAUUGGAAAGCCCUUGAUCCCAUGGACCUUGUUUGAUGUAAAAGCUUUUAAAGAGGAAUUAUUAAACUUUGGCAUGGUUACAUAUU